Messenger RNA from Epinephelus lanceolatus (giant grouper), 7043 nucleotides. It is a transcript of the gene rps6kb1a, whose product is annotated as ribosomal protein S6 kinase b, polypeptide 1a. Gene Ontology annotation, molecular function: ATP binding; protein serine/threonine kinase activity. The record is from RefSeq and is a predicted model, not a curated record. Gene Ontology annotation, biological process: protein phosphorylation; signal transduction. NCBI's taxonomy places the organism in Eukaryota, Metazoa, Chordata, Actinopteri, Perciformes, Serranidae.
ACUUGGACAUAACUAAUACAAGUUUGACUUCAACUAAUACAAUGUAUUUUUUGAGUGAUGAAAAGUACAUAUUUUUAAUUAAAGGCCAGCUAAUUCAGUUAAUUUGCAUGUAAAUCUUUUUUUUAAAUCCAUAUUAUAUUAUUAUUGCAGGUUGUCACUUCUUCACUAGUGUGUUUUAUGUGUCUCCGGUGCAGCCUGCGCAGAGUAGUGCCGGUGACCGACACUAGAGGCUUCUCCUGCCGCCCGGUCCCUGCCUUGUUUUGGUUAGCUGGAUGUUAGCCCAUGCUUUCUGCCGUAGCCGGUUGUAACGGUGAUGGCUCUCCCAUGAGGCGGGGGAGCGGGACUGUGUUUUGUGACUAAACGCCGAGUGAAGUGCCGUGGCCAUGGCCGGGGUUUUCGACAUCGAUUUGGAUCAACCGGAUGAGAAUGUCUCUGACGACGAACUUGAGGACGGGGGCCAGCUCAGUGAAUACAUGGACCAGUGCAGUGGCUUUGAAUUUAACAUGGAUGACUGUGAGAAGUUUGAAAUUUCAGAGAACAGCGUGAACAAGGGAACAGAGCAGAUCAGGCCUGAAUGCUUUGAGCUGCUGAAAGUUUUGGGAAAAGGUGGCUAUGGAAAGGUGUUUCAAGUUCGGAAGGUAGCAGGUGCUGCAUCUGGGAAGAUAUUUGCUAUGAAAGUUUUGAAGAAGGCCAUGAUUGUGCGCAAUGCGAAGGACACAGCGCACACCAAAGCAGAGAGGAACAUUCUGGAGGAGGUGAAGCAUCCUUUCAUUGUGGACCUCAUCUAUGCCUUCCAGACGGGGGGAAAGUUGUACCUUAUCCUGGAGUAUCUGAGCGGAGGGGAGCUGUUCAUGCAGCUGGAAAGAGAGGGCAUCUUCAUGGAAGACACAGCAUGUUUCUACCUGGCUGAGAUCUCAAUGGCGCUGGGUCACCUGCACCAGAAAGGCAUCAUCUACAGAGACCUGAAGCCUGAGAACAUCAUGCUCAACAACAACGGACAUGUGAAGUUGACAGACUUUGGUCUAUGCAAAGAGUCCAUCCAUGACGGGACAGUCACCCACACCUUCUGUGGCACUAUCGAAUACAUGGCUCCAGAGAUCCUAAUGAGGAGUGGACAUAACAGAGCAGUGGACUGGUGGAGCUUGGGAGCUCUCAUGUAUGACAUGCUGACAGGAGCACCUCCAUUCACUGGUGAAAACCGAAAGAAGACAAUUGACAAAAUCUUGAAAUGCAAACUCAGCCUUCCACCUUACCUCACACAAGAAGCCAGGGACCUCCUGAAAAAGCUGCUGAAACGAAAUGCCUCGUUGCGACUUGGGGCUGGACCAGGAGAUGCAUCUGAGGUCCAGGCCCACCCUUUCUUCCGGCAUAUAAAUUGGGACGACCUUCUUGCUCGCAAAGUAGAGCCUCCAUUUAAACCAUACCUGCAAUCGGCUGAUGACGUCAGCCAGUUUGACUCCAAGUUCACCAGCCAGACUCCAGUGGACAGCCCCGAUGACUCCACUCUCAGCGAGAGUGCCAAUCAAGUCUUCCUGGGUUUCACAUAUGUAGCCCCAUCUGUGCUUGAAAACGUCAAAGAGAAGUUCUCUUUCGAGCCAAAGGUGCGCUCACCACGGAAGUUCCCUGGUAGCCCGAGAACACCUGUGAGUCCGGUGAAGUUUGUAGGAGGGGACUGCUGGCCCCGGGGACCCACGCUGACAGGCAACACUGUGGAGCAACCCAUGGAGGUGUCGACAGUGGAGCAAAUGGACACGAGCAGCAGCGGCACCACAGAGGCCUCUGCGCCACUUCCCAUCAGGCACCCUUCAGGCAUCAACGCAGGGCCCUACAAAAAGCAGGCCUACCCCAUGAACUCCAAGCGGCCCGAACAUCUACGAAUGAACCUAUGACGCUCGGCUUGCCCGCGAACAUUUAGGACUCUUCCAAUUCCUCAUCCUCUUCCCUUUAGUUGUUUUCUUUUUAAGAGACUUGUAGAUUUUUUUUUAAGGAUUAACUGACACUGUCAGUGCUGAUCACCAGCUCUUCCAGCAGCGCCUUCCCAUCCCUCCUGACUUGGCCUGGCCUCCUCAACCUGGUGCAGAUUAUCAGCAGGUGAAGUUCAGUAGACAUGUGGUCAGUCAGAGGAGUUGUGUGAGAGAGGUGCUUUUUGGUGAAAGUUGGCUGGGUGAUGCCUUCUGAUGAGUGGGCUGAGGUGGUUUCGGUGUACUCAACUGGCAUUAUCAUAUGAUUUAAUGGUGCUCUUUUAUCCACAAGUCUGGACAGUGUUACUUUUAGUGUUAACAACACAAUCAUCAUAGUGAGAGAAUUUAAUUACAUUGAGUAACAUUUAUUUCUCCCUCAGUAUCCCAGGCUUUUUUUUGUUUCAUCUUGUGAUAACAACAUACAGGUCACACUGUCAGCAGGUAGAAUUAUUGGAUAUCAAUCCCACAGUGAACACAGUACUCCUUUACGUUUGAGGAAACCAAUCACAUUGCCUUCGUCACUCACUGGAGCGUGUGGUCACAGGUAGUUGGAGCAUGACUUACGGAAAAGCAGCUAUAAAAAGAUAGAAGUGAAAUUUCAUCUGGAAGCAUCACUUCCACCACAAUCAAUACCAAAUGCUGGCACUGCUUUCUGUCGGAGGCCUGUCCAGAGGCACUGUUCAGUUUCUUUGUGUUGAAUGUAAACAGACUCUAAAUGCCUUUUCAUGUGUUAUUUCAAAGGAUAGUUUGGAUUUCUUGAAGUGGGGACGUAUGAGGUGCAUAUCCAUAUGACAGUGUGUUGCCUACAGUAGAUGGAGGUCGGCACGCUCCCAGUUUGGAGAAGCAGGCAGGAGCAUCACUGAAGCUAAGAAAUGUACUGCUGUGGAUAGGGGCAGCACCAAAAUGUAUUUUCAGUUACUAUCUGUCAAAGUACACACUAUAUUUAGAAUAUUUUUACAGCCUUACCUUACCGUCAGAUGACCCGAUCGCUAGUUGGCACCAGAAAUAGGACUGGGCAAUACGAAGAUAUUAUAUCAUUAUCGAGAUAUAAGACUAUUUAUCGUCUUAGAUUUUGGAUAUUGUAGUAUUGUGACCUGGUAUAAAUGGUGUUUUUUCCACAUUUUAAAGGCUGUAUUACAGUAAAGUGAUGUAAAUGUGUUGCCUUAACCCACUUGGUUGUUAUAUCCACAUUAUUGAUGAUUAUUGAUCAAAAGUCGCAUCAGACAGGGUAUUUUGCUCAGAAAUAUUAUGUUCGAUUUUGUCUCCCAGUCCUAGCAUUAAUGAAAUGCUUUUGAGGAGAUUGAAAAGUAUGGAGAUAUAUAGCGUGUAUCGAGAUAAAGCCAAAAAAUAUCGUGAUAAAAUUUUCAGGACAUAUCGCCCAGCCCUGACAAGAAAUACCAGUCUGUUAAACAUAUCAUUAAAUCCAAAUUAUUUUAUUUAUGAACACAUUAAAAUCACACAGAAGUACAUAUUCUGAUGACUGCUUUUUUUUUAAAUUUUAUUUUAAUUUUAUAUUUUACAGUAGGAUAGGCUGUUUAGGAUGUGAGUUUUCACUCAGAGAAAACGCCGUUGUCAUAAUCAGACUCGUUUCUUGAAGAUUUAUUUUCCUUAAUAAUACCGUUUUUAGUAUGUUGUUUGUUAACUUAUGCUCAUUGAAUUGUUGUCAUAUUUUGUAGGAUAAUUUGCAAUGUUCCUAAUGCACUGUGCACACAUUUAGCACAUUGAAAAAUGUGAUUGUGAAUGCAAGAAAGUGCUUCAGUACAGUUGCUAGCUGCGGAUAGCCGUCCUUAGUUCGUCUCACCUGUUCUUUUUCCUCAUCAAAUGGCCACUUUAAUUGCUUGAGGUGGGGGUCAGUGACUACGCUAAGGACACUGGCUUCAUUCGUGUCUGACACUUGCCACCUCCUUUCAGUUUCCUCCACCCGUUUCAAAAAACAAGCAUUCAGUUACUGAUUUCGACAUUGAUUUCCAUGGCAAUGAUUUAAGCUUCGAAGCAUUCGGGUCAGCCCUAUUAGUGUCAGUGUUGGCACUCUGCAGCCUGCUUCUCCAAACUGGAAGCGUGCCGACCGCUGUCUACUGUAGGUAAUACACUGACUAUGGAUAAGUACCUCAUACAACCCCUCUUCAAAAAAAUGUGAACUAUCCCUUUAAAUCUCUACGCUUAGCUCUGAUGACCCCUGCAGCAUUAUAUUUUUUUAACUCAUGUAUUCCUGCAGUCUUGUUGCCACUGAGCAACAAACAGGUUGAUCCAAAAACACUCAGCCAAAUUGAUAUCACUGCCCUUCAUCAAGUCAGGCAGUGUUCAUGUCUUAUGUGCUUGGGUGCUUUGCUUUUUGUGCAUUUACACUAACAGGGCUCUCAGUAGUGGGGGGGGAUAAACCGUGACUUAUAUGAGUGGACCAUCUGCUAUAAAUGUAUGACCUGUUUGUUUGAUGUAAAGCUGCUCUAUGAGUCGUGUGGAGUCAAGCCAUUCAGAACUUCUCACCCUAAAACUGAGCCCACUCUCACGCAGAUUGCAGCGAUGCUAACUGAAAACUGAAUGGAUGUAAAUUUAGUUUGAAUGGCUCCCUGAUGUUUCUUGUUAUCCAAAUACUUCGGCUACAUCUACACUAAGACCCUGUCCACAUGUGUACAGAUAAUUUAAAAAAUGGAUAUUUCCUGACUCCGUUUACACAAAAAAAAAAAAUCUGUCCAGAUGAUCUUUGUUUUACAAAAUAUCUCUGUACACACUAGCACGCAAAAAUGACUCCAAAUGCUCACAGGCGUUAGCUGUCUGUCCUCGUGUGUGUACACCACCUAAUGUUUCCUUUUUCGUAAUACCAACUGGAGAUCUCGUCAUUGUUAAAUCCCCUUAAAUAUAAAGACAAAUGCGCUCACUCAAAGAUGCAAGUGAAGCUCUCGACAUGCAACAAAUUUCCUUCAACUCCUCACUGACAACAACCACUCUGGAAAGCGUCCCACCAUCUGCUGGUUCGAUUGGGCCUGAUCCAAAACUCGUUUCUGGUGGACCAAAUAACACUGGGUGUCUGGAAACUUGUGCAGCAGUACUAAUAUUAAGUGUAAAGCAUUCAUUAGACCAAGCAGUGCUAAAGAAACGUAAACAAACCGGUAGUCUGACGUUGCUGUUUAUUUCUUAUGCCCAUUACAUAGAGCAAUAAUGGGCAUUCCGAAACACUCCAUUAUACGUCCAUGCGGAUUCAAAGUAAAAUGUUUAAAAAAUAUCAACCUUAGGAGUUUUAAAGUGUUUUAGUGAUUUAUAACCCGGUUUGCUUGGAGACACAAGGCCAAAACAUAGAGGAAAAUAUCUGCAUAUGGGUGGACAGGGCCUAAGGCUACAUCCAAACUAAUACAUUUUCGUUUUACAACACAACUGUGGCUACGUAUAUGCCAAGUGCAGUGGUUCCCAACUCGUCAGAUCCAGAUUUCUCCUUCGUCAUCAGCUCAAGGUCCACAUAAUACAUUAAGGGUGAUACUUAAGUUUGGCCUCAUUAGUCACUCAAUCUAUGGCAGGAAAUGGCACUUCAAAAUAAAAGCUGUGUGCUGGAAAUUCACUGUACUUAAAAAUAAAGUGUGUUUUUUUACAAACUUGACACAUUUCCGAGUCGCUUACAAUCCAUUCAGAAUGGACAUGUGACCCACUUUUGGACCGCAACCCACCAGUUGGGAACCACUGGCCUAGCGAUCACACUACUGUGGCGUUUCUGAACCCCUAAAACGGAGAUUUUUGAAAACGCUGCUGACCCUGUUUUAGUUUGAAAACUCGGCGGUCUGGACGGGCGGAUAUUGCCCUUGUGAUGUAAGUUAUUUUAGUGUGAAUGGUAAUUUUUGCAUUUCAUUUUCACUUAAAAAAAAUUCAUGAUAGCACCACAAUGCUUCAUUUAUAAUGUAAGUUUUAAAACAUUUUACCUUUAUCAAAAACUGCGGCUCCUGCGAUUUGGAUAUUGCACUUGGCCAUAUUGCAAUUUUGAUAAUAUUUUGAUUAACUGUGCAGCUCUAAACUCUAAAUUUGGAUGGAGAUUAAUUCUAAAAUGGUGCUAAAAGGCUUGUGUGUACAGUGAUUGUUUUUAAAACGCCGUCUUAAAACGAAAACACGUGUUAGUGUGGAUGUGGCCUCAGUGAAUUGACCAAAAGCACUGUUUUAAUGAACCAAAUCAUUUUUGCUGUUAAACAAACAAACAAACCAACAGACCCUGGGGAAGUGUGUUGCAAUUUUACUUUCAUAUUUAGGAACUACAAGAUUCAAAGGUCAAACACGUUUUGUGAAAAGUGUGAUAUUUGAUGACACUGACUUUGUUCUCCACUUGAGUGCUCGCAGAGGCAGUUUAAUGUUUUUUGUUUUCUACCAUUCCUGUACAAUGGUUGUUGUUAAGGACCAGUCACUCCACUUCCUUUCUUUGUUGAAUUGUUAUAAUAUUUAUUUUAAGUGCCAUUUUGUGUCCACUGCAUUGUUUACACUAUGCAAACUGUGUAUUUAUUAUGUAGUAUUAUUUAGAUAAGGCAGCAGAAUGUGUGCUAACUUGAUUUGGCAUUCCUGUCAGAGACUUAUUUUGUCAUAUUAAUAAUAAUAACAAGCAUGCACCAUAUGAUUUACUCCUGCAGAACAUGUCUUACAGCAUUCUCAGAUGCAGCUUUUUUCUUAUUCCAAAACUGACGACGGUGACCUAAUUGUCUUACACUAUUUAUUGUGUGGCAUAGUAUCUUAUUGAAGGGGGAUUUCCAAACAACAUUUUCACAUCUUCAGACUUUCCUUGCUGAAAACUUGAACUUCAGUUUCCUUUUGCAGUGCUUAAUGCAGGGGCAGUGAUUGCGAAGAGAAAUGAACUGACGCAAAAACCAAGGAUGAUUUCUUUGCUUCAUAUAUGAUCUGUGUGUGUGUGUGUGUGUGUGUGUGUGUGUGUGUAUAGAGUCUAUGAGAGAGGUUGGGUAACUAAAAAACUAAAAAAAAUUACUUCAGGUUGGAAACACCAUUGAUUGAAUAACAUUAUUCCUGUUGCUUUGUCACCCUGAGAUCUGCCCCGUCAGAUGGGGAAUGUUAAUAUGUAUCAUGUACAUAAUGAAGUCAAAAUAAAAAAAAAAAAUAAAA